GUGUUUGUGUGUGUGUGUGUAUCUAAUAGAUACAUUCUGUUUUUGAGCUGCUGCUCCAAAUUUAUACAGAGCAUAUUUGUGUCCAUUUAAUUGAAUUAAGUAAAGGGCUCCGCCACCGAGACAAGCGUCGCCAUUCCGUUCCAUCUUUACAUAAGAGCAAGCAAGCGUGAGAUACAGAUACGGAGGAAGGCAGAGCGACUGUGACAGUGACAGUGACAGAGCAGAGAAUGUCAAGAAUUGCGUAAAGUUUGUGGCCCGUGUGUGUGCCGUGGGAAAAGUGACAUUAAGUGCUUAACUGGCACGGACCCCUAUGAACACUAUGAGCGAGGCCUGGCAAUGAUGAUAGUAUGACGCGUGACGGCGAAAUUCCAGCCAUUUUCAAUCCGAAACGGGUCCGCACACCUGCCGUGGUAGUCACUGGAGACUCAUCGACAAAUGUCCCCUACAGUAACAACAACAACAACAACAACAGUGGGACGGGGACGGGGCCGGGGGCCAGCAGCAGCUCGCCAGGAACAGUUAUCGGAGCAGCAGCAGCAGCAGGAGGAGGAGGAGGUGGCACAGGAGGAGCGACAGGAGGCUGCGGCUUUAGCAAUGUGCUCACAUCGAGCAAUCCGCAAAUAACCCACCAAGACUCGAUCUCGUCGAGCCAGCAGGACCCCAAUGAGGUAAUCAUCAUACCAGCGGACACCCCCACGGGGGGUGCCGGCAGCCACAAUGCACAGCACCACUUCGGAGGCGACUCGAGUGACACGCAAGCCGGACUCGACUCUCAGCAGCAGCAGCAGCAGCCGAAUGGCCAUGGGGAGGAGCCGGAGCUGCGCUUCAGAAAGCUGCAGGCCUGCAAGGAGUCCUGCUGCUCGGAGCUGGCCCGCAAGAUGUAUUUCGGGGUGUGCGUGACCAUCCUGAUGACUGCCUCAUGGGUGGGGGCCACGCACUGCAUCAAGUACAUGUACAAGUACCGGGCGCCCUACGAUGACGUGCUGAACGACGACCAGGACACGUCGUCGAGUCGCGCCGAGCUGAGUGCCGAGCUGGAGGAAAUAAUGGCCAUCAGCGACUCGUCGCUGCAUCACGUCGAGGACGCCACCGAGAUGUUCAAUAUACCACCGCGGCAGCCUGUCUACUUCAGUGCCCCGUUUUUUGCAGCCUGGUUUUUUACAAACUUUUCACUGCUCUUCUUCCCGAUCUACAUCCUGGGUCUCGUGUCCACGCGCAAGUGCGACAAGCUGAGCGAGGUCCUGGGCGAUGUGCUGCGAGGAUUCCGGGAGCGCGGCUUCACCGUGGGUCGCUUCCUGAAUCGCUGCCUCUCCUUCUGCAUUUUGUGGCUGGUCACCACCUACCUGUAUACACUCUCCCUGAACGUGCUCUAUGCCACGGACGCCCUGGCCCUGUUCGCCACCAACGUGGCGUGCGUCUAUCUGCUCUCAUGGGUGAUCCUGCACGAGCAGUUUGUGGGCGUUCGAAUUGUCGCCAUCAUUCUCUGCGAUACGGGAAUCGCACUGCUCGCCUACAUGGACGGCAUCACGGAGAGUCGGACUCUGAGCGGCGUUGUUCUGGCCACACUGGCCGGCGCUGGCUAUGCCGUGUUCAGGGUUAUGUUCCGCAAGGUGAUGGGCGAUCCGCCGGUGGGCCAAAUCGCCUUCAUUUUCACCGCCCUGGGCUUCCUGAACGCCCUUCUGCUAUGGCCAGUGGUGCUGGCGCUCUACCUGACUGGCACGGAAAGCCUCACAUCGGAGAGCAUACCUUGGAACCUACUGUUCGCGGCGAGCCUCCUGCUCCUGGUUUUCCACGUUCUGAUGCAGUUCAGCGCCGCCGUAACAUACAACAUGUUUGUGACAUUGGGUCUUAUUACCGCUGUGCCCGUUUCUGGUGCACUCGAUGUCAUACUGUACAGUGCUAACUUUGCGGGCAUGAAGCUGGCCGGGGUCAUACUAAUUGGCAUUGGGUUCUUCCUCGUAAUGUUCCCCGAGAACUGGCCCGACUACAUAACGCGACUGCUGCGAAAGAGCGUUCGAGCCAUACUCCGUUACCAAUGUUGUUGUGAAUUAGCCGAAAUUCGCUAUGCUCAUUCGAAGCAUCAUAAUGCUGGGUCACAACGCGAGAUGGGGUCGCGGCCCUCGGAGCGGUACUUCAAUAGGUCAGCAUCCCACCAUUAUCGAUUAUCGGACGGGAUACAUAAGGUCCCAUCUUCGUUCACCCUCUGGCCGUGUGAGAUGACUGACCUAUCGCCAACUACCAGUGGGUAUCUGCAUGGCAGCGUCAACGCACAGCAUCACCAGCAACUUCUACAUCAGCAGCAACAGCAACAACAGUCCCAUCAGCAGCACCACCGACAGCACCACCAGCAGCACCUGCAGCGCCAACACUCGCACACCUCGCUCACCAAGAUCCACCGCCAGAGCAGCAGUCACAGUGUCCAUGGCGCUGGACGGUCGAUGGCUGCCGGCACCACGGGCCGACUAUUCUCCUAUUUUGGUAACGAGCACGAGCAUGAGCGCAAGAAGUCCGAGACGUCUUUCUUCAACCUGGGAUUCCGACGGAAGUCCACGGUGGUCUAUUAUGCCCCAACCGAUUAGGGGGGCAGCUCUCAGCUCAUGCAGAUGCAUAUCAAGCAAGCAUACGACGAGUGUAGGCAAAACGAGAAAAUACAAUCAUUCAGUGUUUAAGGAUUUAAUAGAAUUUUGCACAUUUAGGAGAUGCAAUAUCGAUGUCGUAUCCGAUUAUAGUGUACACGCCAUUAUACCAUAUUAUUGUCGUUGUUGUUGAUGUAAAAGUUUGAUCGGAACACAUGCAGCUUACAAUUUUGCUCAAAAUAUAACACAUUUAAAUGAUACAGUUAAAGAUUCAGAUACAGAUACAGUUACAGAUAAAGUUACAGUUACAGUUGAGAGACUUCAGCUCCAGUCAACAGAAUCCAGGCAGCCACGCCCGAGCCCACACCUCGCCACACCACGCCACGCCACGCCUUCAGUCUCAAUCUCAAUCUAUGUAAAUGAGAAAGAAACCAAUCCAUGAAUCGAGCACCCGAAAAGAGCUCAAAAGUGCCCCAAAUGUUAACUAUACUCGUAAAUGGUUAUUAUUUAAUACUCAUAAUUAUUACGAAAUUGUGUAAGGAAUCGAAGCCAAUUGUUUUUAGCAAUUAUAUACAUACAUACGUUAAUUGUAACGAAAAUGAAUAGUCAAAUGUUUUAGAGUGGAUCCACUCAAUGGCACACCUUAAGAAGGAAACGACAACGCUAGAUCGAAGAAGUGAAACCAAGUUACUUAAGGCAAAUAGUUUAUAGACUUUUCACCAACAACUUGAGAUUCACUUGGCUAAGAAAAACAAUUAAACUGUAAGCUCAUCUAGCCACUAGAUCCAAAAGGUUUUUCAUUUUAGACUCAACUGUGCAUUUUGGAUUGGAUUUUUGUUAAGGUUUUUAGUUUGAAAGCGAACUGAUUGCGAUUCGAGUCAAAAACAAAUUGAAGUAUUAGUAUUUUUUAAACGUUUAUGUGUUGUUCGUAAUUUGUAAUUCGAAGUGUUGUAGAGAAUAAAAUGAAUCAACGAGGAAACUGUUGUAUUAACGUGGCCGGCGCUCGUAUGACCCAAUCUAGGAUCCAAUCUCUAACCCUUUUUUGGGGCAUACAGAUCUGAGCUACUAUAUAUUGUACUUUGUUGUGUAGCCACAUCCAAUAAUUGAUUUGUGAUAGUUUUUAAAAAUGUUUGAUAACCAACUGCAUACACAUACACACCCCUACUUUUACCUACCCGCCCACACAAAGAGAGGCAAUUGGUGUAGCUGGGAUGUAUUUAGAACACACAAAACUGAACACGAAAUAAAUAGUUGAAAAAAAAGGGAAUGCAUACUUGAUUGUUU
This is a messenger RNA of Drosophila obscura, 3860 nucleotides long. Its product is annotated as putative thiamine transporter SLC35F3. NCBI's taxonomy places the organism in Eukaryota, Metazoa, Arthropoda, Insecta, Diptera, Drosophilidae. Bases 348 to 2579 code for a protein of 743 amino acids. The record is from RefSeq and is a predicted model, not a curated record. The transcript has 11 exons.